This is a messenger RNA of Cordyceps militaris CM01, 966 nucleotides long. Its product is annotated as Nucleotide-binding, alpha-beta plait. Lineage: Eukaryota; Fungi; Ascomycota; Sordariomycetes; Hypocreales; Cordycipitaceae. Gene Ontology annotation, molecular function: RNA binding. Gene Ontology annotation, cellular component: cytoplasm; nucleoplasm; ASAP complex. Gene Ontology annotation, biological process: mRNA splicing, via spliceosome. The record is from RefSeq and is a predicted model, not a curated record. The coding region runs from base 1 to 966 and encodes 321 amino acids. The transcript has 3 exons.
AUGCCCUCAACGUCGCCGGCGCGAGAGCGCUUCCGCUCGCGGUCGCGCUCACCCGCCCCGAACAAUCAGCACAACACGCGGUCGCGCUCUCCCUCCCGAUCGCGCAGCAGAUCGCCCGUGCCGCCACGCAACGGCGGCGGCGGCGGCGGCGGAGGCCGACAUCGAGAUGACAGCCGUGAACGCAGCCGAAGCCAUAGCCGAAGCAGAAGUCGUAGCUACAGCCGCAGCCGCAGCCGCAGCCGCAGCUACAGUCGCGGGCGCAGCUAUAGCAGGAGCCCGAGCCGCCGCAGCGACAGCCGCAGUCGGAGAGGCAGCGAGGGGCCACUGGCGAAGAGCACAAAGAUUGUCGUGGAGCGUUUGACCAAGACCAUUAACGAGGACCAUCUGUACGAAAUCUUUGGCAAGUUCGGUCGCAUCAAGGACCUCGACCUUCCGGUCAACCGGACCUACAACACAAACAGAGGCACCGCAUAUAUUCUGUAUGACCACGAAACCGACGCCGAAGCCGCCAUUGCCAACAUGCACGAGGCUCAAGUCGACGGAGCCACCAUCAACGUCUCCAUUGUCCUUCCCCGGCGCAAGCUCUCCCCACCGCCGCCGACCGCCCGACGCGGCGCCAACAUUGACCCCCGCGUGCCCUACACAGGCGGCGGGGGGCGAGGCGGCGGCGGCGGACGACGUCGCGGAGGCGGCCCGCCCAUGUCUCCAUUAGGAGGAGGAGGAGGAGGCGGUGGCCGGUACGGACCUCGCUCGGAUGUAUAUCGCCCUGGAGGCGGCUCAUCGCGCUCCCAAUCCCCGCCGCCUGCGCGGGGCGGUGGCGGUGGCGGCGGCAGAUACAGGAACCGUUCACCAGCGUCGUAUUCGUCCCGGUCGCCGCCGCCCCGAAGAGGCAGUGGCGGCGGCGGCCAUGGCCGUCGGAGUCGCAGCAUAGACGCCCGUGAUGACCGCAGCCGAGGCGGAUAUUGA